AUGAAAAGGGUCGGGAACACAGUGGCUAAGGAGGGCAAGUCCAAGCCGGUGGUGGAAGUCUUGAAGAAGUGGAUCAAGGUGCGGGCCUCGUACAUCAAGAAGCUGCUGAUUGGUCCCCCAUCCAGGGCGUGCCGCACCUGGCUCCGAGGCGUGCUGACGCACCCGUGCCCGCUCCAGCUCCCGUGGCUCCUCCUCCCGUACCAGAACGCCGCCGCUCUCCCGCCCUACGCCACCCGCAGGGCGUCCUUCUUCUGCGUCCUCUGCAACCACGCGCACCGCGUCGCCGUCCCGCACUACACGGAGGGCGCACGCUUCUUCGGCGCGUACCCCGGUGGCUGGCUUUUUCUCGCCUACGGCCAGAGCUGCGGGCACGGGCUGAUCAACCUCCGCACCCACGAGAGCCUCUACCUCCCCGACGACAUCAUCAUAGGGGCAGGGGACGGAUUGGCGUGGCAACAUCCCAUGUUCAUCCGCACCGCCACCCUUCUGCCCCGCCGGCCACGCUCGAGGGAUGCGUCGCCGCCGCCAUCAUCACGCUAUCUGGCCUCCGCCUCCUGCACGUUCGAGUUGGACGCCGAGGACGUCACAUACCACAACGGCGCCUUCCAUUUCCUCACCCGGCUAGGGAAUCUGCUCCUGUGUACGCCAGAAUUCCAAAAUGAAUCGCCCCUGGGACGACUGCAAGUGCGGGGGGAAUUCCGGGAGAUGCUGGGCCGUGUGCUGAACGCCGGCGCUCGCUACCUCGUCGAGUGCCGCGGCGAGCUUCUGAAGUUCUUGCGAGUUCAGCCUCAUCAAGAGGUGACGUGGUCGUUCAGGGUGUUCCGGAUGACGCAGGAGCAGGUACCGGACGCCGACGGUAUCGACGCCGACCAUGCUCGCUACGGUUGGACCGAGCUGCCCGCGCUGGAUGGCCGGAUGCUGUUCGUGGGGCGCGGCUGCUCCAGAUCCUUCGUGGCGGCUCAUUUCCCCGGAUCUCAGGAAGGCGUCUACUUCUUGGAUGACGGGAGUUUCCACGCGGCACCGAUGAUAUGCGUCGGAGACGGGCCCCGGCAGUAG
Messenger RNA from Setaria italica (foxtail millet), 1056 nucleotides. RefSeq lists its product as uncharacterized. The coding region runs from base 1 to 1056 and encodes 351 amino acids. The record is from RefSeq and is a predicted model, not a curated record. The transcript is spliced from 3 exons. NCBI's taxonomy places the organism in Eukaryota, Viridiplantae, Streptophyta, Magnoliopsida, Poales, Poaceae.